AUGGCGAAUGUUGAAAUCAAUGCGAACAAUUAUGACUCACAAAUUUGUUUAUGUCUUAAGUGCCACAGUUCUUCAGUUCGUUAUAUAGUGAACGUGGCCAAUCUGGAGUCAUUAUUUAUUGUUGCCUAUCGUAUUCGGCAGCAGUAUGCCUCUAAAAAUAAAUCUCCGCCAACAGAGGACCAGAUUGCAAUCAAAAGAGCCAAUGCUGCAGCGACGGAAAAAAAGUCCUGUGCAAAUGAAAACCCAGAUCAAACGGCAGCCAGGAGAGCUUCCAAUGCUGAGAAUAUGCAAAUAUUUAGGGACUCUCAAACUCCUGAACAAGCUGCAUCCAGGAGAGCAUCAAAUGCUCUUACCAAGAGGAGAGCAAGAGCAUUAGAAACACCUGAACAAGCUGAAUCUAGGAGAGCUUCCAAUGUAGCCAACAUGAGAAGAGUAAGGGAUUCAGAAUCACUAGAGUAA
This is a messenger RNA of Octopus bimaculoides (California two-spot octopus), 459 nucleotides long. RefSeq lists its product as uncharacterized. The record is from RefSeq and is a predicted model, not a curated record. Lineage: Eukaryota; Metazoa; Mollusca; Cephalopoda; Octopoda; Octopodidae.